Molecule: messenger RNA, 375 nt
Organism: Fibroporia radiculosa
Lineage: Eukaryota; Fungi; Basidiomycota; Agaricomycetes; Polyporales; Fibroporiaceae
Exons: 3
Coding region: 1-375 (124 amino acids)
Source: RefSeq, a predicted model, not a curated record
AUGCAUGCACCCUCUCUUGCAUCGAGAGUGCGGCUACGUCCAACGGGUGCUCAAGCUAGUGCGUUCUUCCACUUCUUCCACCGGCUGGCCCGUGUUAUCGACACAUCUGCACGCUCCUGUCUCCAGGCCAACUGCACGUCCGCGGACCUCCAAGCUGCUGAGGCGCUCCAGUCUACCGAAUGUGCCGCUGCGAACAGCUCUUCUUCCGCCGCGUCUUCUACUUCUACCAGCGGAAGCUCGACGUCCUCCGCGCCUGCCACGACGAGUACCACCACAAAGAGCGGCGCGGGCCUCGCUGGUGUGGAUGCUCAUGUGGUUAUGGGCGCGGCCGUGGCGAUGGUUGGCAUGCUUGCCGGGAUGGGUCUGGUGCUUUGA